AUGAGGGCUUUGGUAGUUCUAGGGUUGGUAGCCCUCGUGGCUGUAGUCUCCGCUAGAGACAUGAGGGAGAAGAGAUCAACUGAUCUUGAAGCAGCAGCGUCGGGUCACGGCUGGGACAAGGGUGGUGGUCAUGAACAUCACGAGCAUCAUCAUCAUGAUCACGGCGAAAAAGGACAUAAAGGACACAAGGGCCACCAUGAAGAUUUCCACGGCAAGAAAGGUCAUCACCAUCAUGAAGGGCACAAAGGCCAUCAUGGUGAACACGGAGGUCACAAGAAACAUCAUCACCAUGAUGAUGGGUACCAUCAUCACCAUGAGCACGGUGAGAAGGGUGAACACGGUCACGGUCACGAGGAACAUGGCCACUGGCACAAAGGACACGACACAAAGGGACAUCAUGGUGUCGAGAAACACGACGAAUUCAAAAAGGACAAGCACUUCCAUGAUCAUCACGGAGAGAAGGGGCAUCACGAGCACCACGGAGGUCACCACGAAGAGGGUGGUUACAAGAAGGGGGGUGAGUUUCACAAGGGUCACAAGCACGGUGGACACCAUGAGCACCAUCAUGGUAAGAAGGGUCACCAUGAAAAGGGAGGACAUCAUCAUGACCACAAGGGUCACCACGGUGAAGGUGGUCAUCAUGAGCAUUGGCACCAUCACCACGACCACGACAAAAAGGGUGGACACGAAGACCAUAAGCACUGGGGACACAAAUCUGGGCAUUAA
This is a messenger RNA of Pieris brassicae (large cabbage white), 726 nucleotides long. RefSeq names its product histidine-rich glycoprotein-like. NCBI's taxonomy places the organism in Eukaryota, Metazoa, Arthropoda, Insecta, Lepidoptera, Pieridae. The coding region runs from base 1 to 726 and encodes 241 amino acids. The record is from RefSeq and is a predicted model, not a curated record. The transcript has a single exon.